AGACCCAGCAGCAGAAGCCAAGAGAAGAGCCCGGAGCAUGCAAGCCUCUCACUGAGUCAGGCCAAGGAGACAGAUCAUCCCAGCAGUCCUGGUCUUAGGAGUGACAAAGAGCUGAGGGACAGCUUUGGAAAGACCCACGCUGAAUUGUGCAGGUUGGCUAAAGAGAACUUGGAGCUGAAGAAAAUGGAGAUUUUGAUGGAAGAGAUGAAGAGGAGACAAAAUGAAAAAUCCUUGCUGCUUCCUCCAGAGACAUUUGAGCCUGGGGAUGCAGCUGAAGCAAGCUUCAGCCUACCACCUAUCAAUGGCACAGCUCCCAGUGUACAGAGAAAAGACCCUGGUAGCGCCAUGAAGAAAACAGUCGUGAGAAAGCAGGACACGGUGCCCUUACAGCCCAGUACGCCCACCCUCCCUGGAGAUGGCAGCUUCCCAUGCAGCUCCUCAGAGACCUCGCAGACAGCCACUGGUGCCCUGCGCCGAGAGGAGCCGCUCCGUGGGCUCAGACAGAAGGACAGAGCCUUUUCGGACCCACAGCAGGCCUUGCAGGAGGCACUGUCCUUGCUGGGCAGCGACGACUGGGAACGGAAGAAGAAGGGACUCUUGAACAUCACACUGCUGGCUGAGUCCCAUUCAGAAGUCCUGCUCUGUCGACUUCGUGAGAUUUGCUUGGCAGUUACCAGUGAGGUGACCAACCUCCGGUCCAACGUGUCCUGCUCUGCAAUUGUCACUCUGGGAGAGCUCUUUGCGAUCUUGGGGAAGGACAUGGACUCCGAGGUGGAUCAGAUUGCUGCAGUCCUUCUCCACAUGUUGCGGAACUCCCCAGAGUUUAUUCAGAAGGCAGCCUGUCAGAGCCUGGGCAUGAUGGUAGAGAACGUGACUCCUACACGAGCAAUGACUGCUCUCAUGGACAAUGGAGUCAAGAGCCGCUACGUCCCGGCACGGAAGUGUACGGCCCAACUCCUCCUGUCCUUGAUGGAGAAAAUGGGAGUCACGAAGCUUGCAGGCACACCCAGGGCUGAGAGGCUGGCACAGGUGGCAGGGACACUUGCUCAGGACAGUCACAAGGACACGAGGCAUUAUGGACAGGAGAUGGUGAAGAUGUUGCUUAGUAAUCAAAAAUUUAAAAAGCUUUUGGAACAAUCUCUUUCCACACAUGACCUGGAAGAUAUCCUGAAGAGAAUUAAGAAGAAAGAAUACUGCCCUGCUGUCAAGCCCUGUGGAGCUGGAAGAAGCUUGGGCAAAGUCUGCCACUGGUGGACGCCGCCUACGCCGUGCAAGAGCCCAGGUCACAUUACCUGCAUCUGUGGAAGAAAGGGAGCUGCUCCAGAAGCUUUACCAUCUCCUGGAAGCCAAGGCGUUCCAGACACGGAUGGAAGGAGUGGCACUCCUCCUAGACCUGUCCAAAACCAGACCCCAGCUCAUCUCCACUAACAUUGUCCAAAUUUUUGAUUAUUUUGGCCUGAGAAUCUGUGACACACAUAAGAAAGUGAAGCAGAAGGCGCUGGAGGCGCUGGCAGAAAUCAUAGGACUGCUGCAGGAUGCCAUGAACCCGUUGAUGAUCCGUUUGGUUGAAGGCAUAACAAAGAACCUAAACUCAAAGGAUCCCGGGGUUCAUGCUGCAGCUAUGACGGCUCUGGACCAAUCUGUUGUGCAUUUAGGUAAGGCUGAGCCCUGGCAUGGACUCUCCUCACCUGUGUCUCUGUCUCUCCGACACAAGAGAACGCUGAGUGCCUUGGUAGCUGUUGCUGUCUGUGGAAUGCUCCAGCUGACACCCACCAGAAGCUGUGCAGGUGCAGUCCUUAUGCACCAUCCCCAACUGGCUGGAAUGUGCAGCAGCAUUUCCCAACAGUCCCAGGAGCCCUUGGCUCUGUGCUGCUGGUCUGAAGAGCAAGUCCUGGACUAGAGCUUUGCUGCAAUUCAGAGGCAAAGGGGUUUUGGAGUUUGCUUGGGCCCCGUCUGACUUGCCAAAUGAACAGUUUUGCUGUUGGCAUGAAGGGACACCGGCCCAUCAGAGCUUCUGCACAGCAGCCACCUGGAAGGCUCUACAUUAUAGGCAGUAGCUGCCUGUUUUCCACCUUUCUUCUUUGUAUUCUUUUUUCAAAGGAGAACAUAGGAUUCAUCAAGUUCAUUUCUUUAUAACACACGGGUCAAAAUCCAUCUGUCAAUGAUGCCUUGUUCCACACGUUGUUUUGCAUGGGACAAGAAGGAAAUGGCAAAUACCUACAGAGGCAAGGGCAGCUGUAAAUUUUUCUGCCAUACAGAUUGAUGUCAGGUCUGAAAAUGCCACACUGGGGGAAUAUGGCUGAACAAUGGAGUGUUGAAGAGGCAGGUCUUCAAGGGUAGUUUCCACUUUCUCCACCUCAGCUGCUCUGUGAAGUCAUGGACUGCCUGACUCAGUGCUUUUCUGUGUCCCAAGUAUGGGCUUCUUCCUUUUGGCUCUGGGAUGCAGAACCUUUUCACUGCUUCCAUGUGACUGAACUCUCGAGGACCCUGAUGUGAAAUGUUUUAACAUAGCUCCUGGUAGAGCAGACAACUUUGGAUUUACAAAUGUGAAAGGAGAGCUUUUCUUUUGGCGUUUUAAACACUGACAAGUAGGCUGGAAGGAAAGAAGAAAAGGAUUCAAAAAUCAGCAGAAAUGGACUUUAUUGUAUAAAAUGGGUUGCCCCUGUCCUUUCCCUCGCCACUGUCCUCUCUCCUAUGCCCUCAGAAGAGUGAACAGAAA
This is a messenger RNA of Passer domesticus (house sparrow), 2719 nucleotides long. RefSeq names its product TOG array regulator of axonemal microtubules protein 2-like. Gene Ontology annotation, biological process: microtubule cytoskeleton organization. The record is from RefSeq and is a predicted model, not a curated record. The transcript has 12 exons. Gene Ontology annotation, molecular function: microtubule binding. Bases 184 to 1428 code for a protein of 414 amino acids. Lineage: Eukaryota; Metazoa; Chordata; Aves; Passeriformes; Passeridae. Gene Ontology annotation, cellular component: cytoplasmic microtubule; cilium.